Messenger RNA from Brassica napus (rape), 970 nucleotides. RefSeq lists its product as uncharacterized. The transcript has 2 exons. The record is from RefSeq and is a predicted model, not a curated record. The coding region runs from base 416 to 970 and encodes 184 amino acids. NCBI's taxonomy places the organism in Eukaryota, Viridiplantae, Streptophyta, Magnoliopsida, Brassicales, Brassicaceae.
AAACAAUAAUAAAAGGGACUGAGGGAGAGUUUUUAGAGUGUCCACGUUGGACAGAAAAAUUAGCCAAUCAGAAACUCUUUUUUGACACGUCAUUAUGUCUUCUUUUGUAUGGGCUCUAUUGUUUCGUAUGGGCUUUAUUAUUCAGAUUAUCUUGCGGCCCAUCUUAUCAUACACACAAAUAUGAUAUCUCUUCCACCGUAGAAAAUCUUUCCUCCGACUCUUCCACCUCUGACUUUUCCACUUCAUCUUCUCCAACGCCUGCCUUUUUUCCCACAACGUUCUCAAUCAAUUACACCGUUAAAUAUGGUCUUCAAUGUUGUGAUCCAUCUCCCCUUUACUUCUCUUAUAUAUGGCUCUAUCCCUAAACCUAAUUCUACCCUAAAUAAAAAAACCUACUCUGCAAAAAAAAAAACCUAUGGCAAUGAAAUCCGCCGUAAAGUCUCAGCUUACCACCAGAAAAGCUCCCCUCGCCAUGUAUUUCAAUGACAUCUCUCCAGGACUAUCAGAGUCACAGCUCCGAUUUCGAGUAAUCCACUUUUGGGAGGCAAAAAAUAUAGCUAAUAGGACCCUCAUUGGGAUAGAGCUCCUACUCAUCGACGAACAGGGGACUGUGAUGCAAGGAUUCAUUUCCUCUUCUCGUGCUCCAACAUACCUGCCUCAUCUGAAAGCAGGAGCAACUUACACCCUUCAGAAUUUUUUGGCUGCCACAAGCAAGGAGAUUUACCGCGUCGCUGAUCAGAAUUUAACAAUUUCAUUCUCGAACGGCUCUAUUCUUGCUCCUCUCGACGACAUCCCCGUCUCCGUCUCUUUUCCAACCGACAGGUUCAGGUUCCACACACAUGAGGAUUUCCAAGCUCACCGUGGUCUCAGGGGCGAUCUAUACGGUAAAACCUGCUCUCAUUUAGUUUUCAAACUGCGUAUUGAUUCUUAUUGGGGCUUCUCUACUAAUUUUCAUAUAAAAAUGUUUUAG